ACAACUGCACCAGCAUGGCAGUGUGUGGGGCCCUGAUGCAUACCAGGAUCACUCUUCUGCUGCUCUGCCUUGGGGUAUCUCUGUCCAUACAUGGCCUCUCCCAAGCCAGGCCCUCCCAGCAUUUCAGCUCCCUGGAAGUGGUGAUCCCCUCGAAGGUGACCAGCAGGGGUAGAGGUGCAAAGGCUCCAGGAUGGCUCUCCUACCGCAUGCGGAUUGGGGGCCAGAGGCACAUUGUCCACAUGAGGGUCAAGAGGCUGUUGGUUUCCACACACCUCCCUGUGUUCACCUACACAGAGCAGCAUGGCCUCCAGGAGGAUCAUCCCUUUGUCCUUGAUGAUUGUUACUAUCAUGGUUAUGUGGAGGGGGCCCCCGAGUCUCUGGUUGCCCUCAGCACCUGUUCUGGGGGAUUUCGAGGAAUGCUACAGAUAAAUGACCUCAUGUAUGAAAUUGAACCCAUCAGGCACUCUACCACAUUUGAGCACCUGGUGUAUCAGGUAGGCAGUGAUGAGACAGAGUCCCCACACAUGAGAUGUGGGUUAACAGAAGAGUCAAUAGCACGCCAAUUGGCAUUUCAAGCAUCAUAUAAUUUCACUUUGAAACCACGUUCUCAUCUGAAUUGGUGGGCCCACUGGCGGUUUGUUGAGCUGGCAGUGGUCGUGGACAAUGGUAGGUUUGUUUACUCUCAAAGUAAUGAGUCAAUAGUGCAGGCUGAAGUAUUUAAUGUUAUCAAUAUAGUGGAUGAAUUGUAUUACCACAUGGGGGUUGAUGUAACUUUGACUGGGAUUGAAAUCUGGAAUGUACAAAACCCCAUAAAUACAAGUGGUGACUUAGAUCCAGUUACAGAGACUUUUGCUGUUUGGAAAUUUUUUUUUUUUGAUAACCGUGUUCACCAUGAUGUUGCACAUCUGUUCAUAAAGGAAUUACAUGGUGACAAACUUGGAGUUGCCUAUGUUGGAGGAGUAUGCCGACGUCCUAUAAAUUGUGGAGUUGAUGUUUUUGAAGACAGAAGAUUCAGCAUUUUUGCCAUUACUUUGGCCCAUGAGAUUGGUCAUAACUUGGGUAUGUGGCAUGAUGAUAGGUGGUGUGCAUGUCCAGAUCGGUAUUGCAUAAUGUAUCCCUCCAGACAGCCAUCACGGAGAUUUAGCAACUGUAGUUAUUCCCAAUAUAUGGCAAAUACUAUGGAAAAUGGAACAUGUAUUCUCUCUCCUGCACAACCACAACACAUCGUAAGGUUGAGAUUCUGUGGGAACCGAGUGGUUGAAGAUGGAGAGCAGUGUGACUGUGGAUCUACACAAGAGUGUGGAAAUGAUCGUUGUUGUAUGAUGAACUGUGUUCUAAAGCCUGGGGCAGCUUGUGCAUUUGGAGGUUGUUGCAAAGACUGCAACUUCCUUCCUCUAGGGACUGUAUGUAGACAGAAGGCUAGUGAAUGUGAUCUUCCAGAGUGGUGCAACGGGACGUCACAUGUGUGCCCAGAUGACGUAUAUAAACAGGACGGAAUCCUCUGUAGUACAAAUUCCUACUGCUAUGAAAAUGCAUGUAAUAACCAUGAUUCUCAGUGUAAGCAGAUUUUUGGCACAGGGGCCCUGAGCGCGUCUAAAAGCUGCUACAAUGAAAUGAACACCCAAGGAACUCGUUUUGGCCACUGUGGUAUUGAAGGCACCACAUAUGUAAAGUGUAUGGCUCCUGAUGUCAUGUGUGGGAGAGUUCAGUGUGAAAAUGUGCUCACAAUUCCAACACUGAUAGAACAUUCUACGGUGCAUCAGUUUCACCUCAAUGGCACCACUUGCUGGGGCACUGAUUAUCACCUAGGGAUGUCCGUACCUGAUAUUGGUGAAGUGAAAGAUGGCACGGUGUGUGCUCCAGGCAAGAUGUGCCUCCGCAGGAAAUGUGUCGAUAUGGUUAAAGCAUCAGAAACCUGUCAGACUCAGCAUUGCAACAUGAGUGGGGUCUGCAAUAAUAAACAGCACUGUCACUGUCACCCAGGAUGGGCACCUCCCAACUGUACUAUCAGGGGCCCUGGGGGUAGUGUAGAUAGUGGUCCACCACCACCACUGCCACCUGGAGGGAAACCCCCUGAGGAUAAACCUCCUGAGGAGAACCCACCUGGGUCCAACUCACCUGAGGACAACUCUACUGAUGAGAACCCAUCUGGGGAGAACCCAUCUGAGGGGAAUCCAUCUGACGAGAAGCCACCUGGUCAGAAACCUCCAAGGCCAGUGUCAACUAAGACAGGAAGAGCAAUUUUCUCAUCAGCAUUAAUCUUCAUUCCUUUUACACUUUUUUGUUUGUUUUGCUGCCUUGUGCUAUGUAAGGAAGCAGAGGAAGGUGAAGGUGAAGGUGAAGCAGGGGAAGAGGGAGAAGAGGAAGACUAACACUAAUUUUUCUUUUAAUAUUGAGGAAAGAAGAAAUGUCUAAUUCCUGGAUAAAACUCAAUGGUACCUCAUGUAGGUUCAUAAGCAUUAAAUAUUGCUGCAUGGGAUUUCUACAUUUUCUUGUUUUGUAAUAUUUUCAGCAACAUUAAACAUUUUUUCUUUUUAAGAAAAUUUGUAUGGAUUUCAUUAAUAGAACAUUAAGAACAUAGUAAUUCUUUCCACUGUACCCAUCCUCCCACCCAUUCUCCCUUCCUCCUGCUUCUGUUUAGUCCAAGAAAGCAAAAGAAAUGAAGAAAAUUUGGAAUAAAAAAUUGAGAGAACUCUUUCUCAAUAGCCUAGACAGUGCUAUUCUAUGUUAUUGUCUCUUGAAGGUGAUUUCGCUUUUUUCCCCUCCUUCCUUCCCCUUCUUUCCUUUUAGAAAUUUAAUUGUCUUUAGAGUAGAAUCCAAGGAUGAUAAAUCUUUUGCAAACUCUUAGACAUAACUAUAACUUAUGAGACAUAAUAAUAUCUUCCAUUUAAUACACUAAAAGGAGGUGAUCCUUGAGAACAUGUUUUACUGUUAAGUCUCAUGAUGUAACUCUUUGGGGACAUAGGUCCUGCAUUGGAAGUUCGUGCACAGUGACUCCUGUUUAUUUAACAAGUAACACUCUUACACAUGACAUCAGUGAUCACCCAAGGCUCUUGACAUGAGCUGCUUCAGCUUUGGAAGCCUUUUGGAUCCAUUAGCUGGACAAGCCCAUAAGUAAAGUGGAAGUUCUCUCCUCCCUUCAGAGAAAAGUACAUCCUUUUUUGGCCACUUCUUUCUACUAGGGUCUCAUCCAGAGGGAUUCAUUAUGUAGGACGUUUUUUGCCGGAGUGUUUUGGCUUUCCAUGCCUGAAAUGCUCCCUCUGGGAUUUUCAGCCAGACCAGAAUGCCAUAAGGGCUGAUUCUGAGGUUGGAGUGCUACUUAAAGCAAUUCUCAUUCUAUGAGUCUGUUUUAUGGACUGCUUCCCAUGUUGGAGCCUUCUCUCCUUUUUAAUUCUGUUUAUUAUUGUUUCCAUAGACUUAGUCAUAUUUAUAUGAUCACUUGUUCACUUGAUCCUAUGUAUAUGGUCACUUUAGUACUUACUCCUAUCUAUUUGGUCUUUAUAACAGUUAAUCUGCUAUUUUAAUCAGCCAGCUUAAGGGAUUUUGUGGUCCUAUGGCAUUUUGUUUUGCUGUACUCUUAGAAGUGAGUCCAUAGGAGAGUAUAUAGUUCUAAACUGCUUUGCAGUUACACCCUUCAUGGUUUUCAAAAUUAUAGCUUUAGGGUCUUGACAAUUCUUUACACAGUGCCUGCCUUCCUACCCAUUUUCUCCCAUUCUAUUGGGUGUCUCUUUACUGUGCUGAUUGAUUUUUUUUUUUGCAGUCAGAAGCUUUUCAAUUUGAUGUAAUCCCAUUUGUUGAUUUUGGCUUUAAUUGGUUGUGUCUCUAGGGUCUCUUUCAAGAAGUCUUUGUCUAUGUUGAUGUCUUGUAGGGUUUCCCCAAUGUUCUCUAAUAAUUUGAUGGUGUUGGGUAAUCGAUUUGGGUCUUUAGUUCAUUUUGAGUGGAUUUUGGUGAAAGGUGUCAGAUAGGGAUCUUGCUUCAUGCUUCUGCAUGUGUGAUCCAGUUUUCCCAGCACCAUUUGUUGAAGAGACUGUCCUUGCUGCAGGGAUUGAUUUUAGCUCAUUUGUCAAAAACAAGUUGGUUGUAGAUGCUUGGAUUGAUUUAUGGCAUUUCUGUUCUCUUCCAUUGGUCUAUCCAUCUCUUUUUGUAUGGCUCCAGGAUGUUUUGAUUAUAACUGCCCUGUAGUAUGUCUUGCAAUCAUUGUGAUGCCUCCGGCUAUGUUAUUAUUGUAUAAGAUUGCUUUAGCUCUUUGGGGUCCCCUGUGUUCCUAUAUGAGUUACAACAUCAUUUCUAUAUCUGAGAAGAAUAUCUUUGGUAGUUUGAUUGGUAUUGCAUUGGAUCUGUAAAUUGCUUUUGGUAGUAUGGAAAUUUUGAUGAUAUUGAUUCUUCCAAUCUAUGGACAUAGAAGAUUUUUGCAUUUUGUUUAUGUUUGUGUUCUAUUUCUUUCUUUAAUGGUUUUUUAAUUUCCUCAUCCUGUUUUUAUUUUUAAUUUUUAAAAAGUCUUUUAUUAAAUGAAUGCAAAUUUCAUAGGUACAGCUUUAGGAAUAUAGUGGUUCUUCCCCAUACUCAGCCUCCCACCCCCAUUCCCAUCCCAUCUCCUACUCCCUCUCCCAUCCCAUUCUUAAUUGAUUCAUUUUUAAUUAACUUUGUAUACAGAAGACCAACUCUAUCCUACAUAAAGAUUUUAACAACUUUCACCUCCCCACAUACAAAGUAUAAAGUACAGUUUGAGAACAAGUUUUACAGUUAAUUCUUAUAGUACAACUCAUUUAGGACAGAGGUCCUACUUGGGGAGUAAGUGCACAGUGACUCCUAUUGUUAAUUUAACAAUUAACACCCUUAUGUAUGAUGUCAGUGAUCACUGGAGGCUCUUGACAUGAGCUGCCAAGGCUAUGAAAGCCUUUUGAUUCCAUAUUCUCCAUCAGUAUUUAGAUAGGGCCAUAUGCAAAGUGGAAGUUCUCUCCUCCUUUCAGAGAAAAGUACACCUUUCUUUGAUGGCCCCUUCUUUCCGCUGGGAUCUUACUCACAAAGAUCUUUCAUGUAGGUCAUUUUUUGCCACAGUGUCUUGGCUUUCUAUGCCUGAAAUAAUCUCAUGGGCUUUUCAGCCAGAUCUGAAUGCCUUAAGGGCUGAUUCUGAGGCCAGAGUUCUGUUUAGGGCAUUUGUCACUCUAUGAGUCUGCUGUGUGGACUGCUUUCCCAUGUUGGAACUUUCUCUCCUUUGUAAUCCUAUCUAUUGUUAUUACCAGACACUUGGUCUUAUUUAUGUGAUCCCUUUGACACUUAAUCUUAUUUAUAUGAUCAUUGCACACUUAAUAUGAUGACUUUAACACGUAAAAAGGCAUUAGUACCACCUAGCUUAAUGGGAUUUGGAGUCCCAUGGCAAGUUUUUAGCUUUAUCCUCAGGAAUCAGUCUGUGGGGAUGUGUAUUGUACAGCUCCUCUCUUUCUCAAUUCCCACUCUUAUUUUUAAUUGGGAUCUAUUUUCAAUUGACUUAAAACACCUAUGAUGUAUUCUAUGUCAAGUAAAGUGUUCAACCAAUGGUAUUAGGUAGAAAAAAUAAUAAAUAAAAUAAGAUAAUGAACUAUUCCUUGACAAUCAAAACAAGGGCUAUUCAAGUCAUUGCUUACCAUAGUGUCGAUUUCACUUCUACAGGUUUCCUUUUCCGUCCUCUGUUAGUUAUCUCAGAUCAGGGAGAACAAAUGGUAUUUGUCCCUUUGGGACUGGCUUAUUUAAAAAAGUAUGAUGUUUUCCAGAUUCAUCCAUUUUGUUGCAAGUGACUAGAUUUCAUUUUUUUUACUGCUAUGUAAUGUUCCAUAGAGUAAAUAUCCCAUAAUUUCUUUAUCCAGUCUUCCAUUGACAGUCAUUUAGUUUGUUUCCAUGUGUUAGCUAUUGUGAAUUGAGUUGCAAUAAACAUGGUGGUAUAGAUAACUCUCUUAUUUGCUGAUUUCAUUUACCUUGGGUAUAUUCUGAGGAAUGGGAUGGCUGGGUCAUAUGGUAGGACUAUAUUCAGAUUUUUGAGGUAUCUCCAAACUGUCUUCCAUAGUGGCUUUACCAGUUUACAUUCCCACCAACAGUGGAUUAGGGUACCUUUUCCCCCACAUCCUCACCAGCAUUUGUUUGUUGAUUUCUGUGUGAAAGCCAUUCUAACCAGGGUGAGGCGAAACCUCAUUGUAGUUUUAAUUUGCAUUUCCUUGACAGUUAGUGAUCCUGAGCAUUUUUUCAUGUGUCUAUUGACCAUUUAGAUUUCCUCUUUUGAGAAAUGUGUGUUUAAGUCCUUUGCCCAUUUCUUUUUCUUUUUCUUUUUUUUUUAAGAUUUAAAAGUAUUUAUUAGAAUCAAGGACCUCCAGCGAGAGCUGCAUGGAGGGGGGCUUCUAAGAGAGGAAAAAAUCCAAAGGGACUGGUGGCAGUGGGCUUUUUAAGUACAAUUUUAAAAGAAAAAAAAAACUUGAGAAUCAGAUUGGCAUUCAGUUACCAGGGCAGGGCAAAAACCAUCAAAAGACCUCAUUUACAAUUCUCCAUCCUAUCUGGCCUGCUAAGGAUGGGAUAGGUAACUUGUUUUCCCAAUAAGCUGUGAGCUCAGGAAGAGCUCCUUUGCAAUUCUCAUGAUAAAUUUGGAGAUUCCCAAGGAAGGAGGGUGGCCUGUUUGUUCUUGCUAAUGAUAACAUUUUGGGGGAAGGAAGCAAAUAUUUUACACCCCAAAUUCCACUGGGAUCCCUUGAAUAUAAACCCAUUUGACUCCUCACAUUCCCCCCUCCUAAGAUGGAAACCCUAACAACUGUUAGGGGGAACAGGGUAAUGAUUGCUCUAGCUGCAUGCUGAAAAGGGGAGACUUUGGGAAGGGGAGUAAAGACAGUGUUCCAGCAGGAGGUGGCUUCUCAGCAGGAAGUGGCUUCUCUAGGGGGAUAUGGUACAAGCUUGCAGAAACUGCUUCCAUCGGUUUCAUGUGCAUGACCACCUAGAAUUUUACUUUUUUAAGUCUGGAGAAAACAAAUCGAACACACAGUUUAAACUCACAUGAUCUAAAACUGAGGACAGAGUCAUUAUUAGAGGCCCUAAGAAAGGAGUCUAAACCGUUAUCAAGUUUUUUUCUUCAUUGAGAGGCAAAUAGAAAUUGACAAAAAGGGCUUGAGAAUAAUGGGGUAAGCUUAAGGCCUUGUCAGAUAUGAGGCUCAGACCUAUUUAUCUCUUCACAUGUGGUACCUCAUAAGGGAGGCACCCUGUUGACUUCCAUUACCUAGCUGGCCUGGGAGGAGAGCUGGCUCAAAGAGAAGGUAGUCAGCAUUUCUAAAAGGAAACUAUUUAUUAGUUAAUAUACAUUUCUUCCUGCAAUGUUUUUGACUCUACUUGGCCAUCCACUCGACAGCAGUGGUUACUUUGGAAGCUGGGCUAAGUGAAGGGCUUUUCAACUUAGAGCGAACAAGGUAUGUUGCUCUAACCUGGAGACCUUCAACUCCAGCUUGGCCCAUUUCUUGAAAGCGUUGUUUGUUUUGUUGUUGCUGAGUUUUUUGAUCAUUUUAUAAAUUCUGCUUAUUAAUCCUUUAUCAGUUGCAUGGUUUUCUAAUUCUCUCAAUCUGUUGGUUUCCUCUUUCCUGACUGUUUCUUUUGCAGCACAGAAACUUCUCAAUUUGAUGCAAUCCCAAUAGCUAAUUUUGGCUUUUAUUCCCUGUGCCUCUGGGGUCUUAUCCAGGAACUCUUUGCAUGUGCCAAUAUCGUGUAGGGUUUUCCCCAAUGUUCAUUAGUAAUUUAAUGGUAUCAGGUCAUAGAUUUAGGCCUUUAAUCCAUUUGAAUAGAUUUUUGUGUAAGGUGUAAGGUAGGGGUCCUCCUUCAUACUCUGCCUAUGGAAAUCCAAUUUUCCCAGCACCAUUUUUAAAGAGAGUGUCCUUGCUCCAGGAAAUGGUUUUAGCUCCUUGAUCAAAUAUAAGUUGGUUGUAGAUGGUUGGAUUGAUUUCUGGUGUUUCUAUUCUGUUCCAUUGGUCUAUCCAUCUGUUUUUGUACCAGUACCAGGCUGUUUUGAUUAUAACUGCCUUGUAAUAUGUCUUGAAAUAUGGUAUCGUGAUACCACUUGCUUUUUUUUGUUCUAUAAGAUUGCUUUAGCUAUUCAAGUUCUCCUGUGUUUCCAAAUGAAUUUCAGCAUCAUUUUUUCUAGAUCUGAGAAGAAUGUCUUUGGUAUUUUGAUUGGUAUUUCAUUGAAUCUCUUAAGUUAUUUUCAGAAGAAUGGACAUUUUGAUGAUAUUGAUUCUUCCAAUCCAUGAAUAUGCAAGUUUUUUUCCAUAUUUUUGAGAUUUCCUCUAUUUCUUUCUUUAAAAAUUUAUAAUUCUCAUCGUAGAGAUCUUUGCCAUCCUUGGUUAAAUUUAUUCCAAGGUAUUUGAUAUUUUUGUAGCUAUUGUGAAUGGGAUUGAUCUUAAAAGAAUUUCUCAGACAUGGUAUUGUCUGUGUAUACAAAGUCCAUUAUUUUUUGUGUGUUGAUUUUAAAUCCUGCUAUUUUAUCAAACUCUUUUGUGUGGAGUCUUUUGUUUCCCCUAAAUGUAGAAUCAUAUCAUCUGUAAAUAGGGAUAAUUUGACUUCAUCUUUAUUGAUUUGAAUUCCUUUUACUUCUUCUUGCCUGAUGGCUUUAGCUAAAAAUUCCCAGACUAUAUUGAAUAGCAGUAGUGAGAGUGGACAUCCUUGUUCAGUUCCGGAUCUUGGUGGGAAGGCUUCCAACUUUUCCCCAUUCAUUAGGACUCUGGCCAUGGGUUUGUCAUUAAUUGUCUUGAUUGUGUUGAGGAAUGUUCCUUCUAAACCCAAUUUGCUUUGAGUUUUCAUCAUGAAAAGAUAUAUUUUGUCAAAUGCUUUCUCUGCAUCUAUUGAGAUAAUCAUAUGAUUUUCGUUCUUCAAUUUGCUUUGCAAAUGUUGAACCAUCCCUGUGUACCAGGGAUAAAUCCUACUUGUGUUGUUGUGUUGUUGGAUUCAACCAGCCAGAAUUUUAUUGAUGAUUUUUCGUCUAUAUUCAUCAGGGAAAUUGGUCUGUAGAAUUUUUUCUCUGUCGCAUCUUUUUGGAUUUAGGAAUUAAGGUUCUGCUGGAUUUAUAGGAACAAUUUGUGAGGAUUCCCUCUCUUUGUUUUGAAUAAUUUGAGAAGGGUUGGAGUUAGUUCUUCUUUAAAUGUCAGGUAGAUUUCAGCAGUGAAGCCAUCCAGUCCUGGACUUUCUUUUUUGGUAGGGUCUUUACUACUGAUUAAAUUUCUGUUGGUUACAGAUCUGUUUAGGUUUUCUAUGUCUUAUGACUCAGUUUAGUUAGGUUGUAUGUGUCUAGGAAUCUAUCCAUCUCUUCUAGGUUUCCCAGUUUGUUGGCAUACAGCUCUUUGUAGUAAUUUCUGCUAAUUAUAUAAAAAAUUUCUUUGAUGCCUGCUACAUUUACUUUCUGAACUCUGAUUUUAUUGAUUUUGGUCUUCUCUCUCCUUUUUUGGUUAGUUGGACCAAUUGUGUGUCAAUUUUAUUUAUUUUUCCAAAAAACCAGCUCUUCAUUUUGCUGAUCUUUUGUAUUUUUGUUUCAAUUAUCUUGAUUUUUCUUUAAUUUUAAUUAUUUAUUUCCUUCUACUGGUUUUGGGUUUGGUUUUCUGUUGUUUUUCUAGAUCCUUGAGGUGUGUAGAUAGUGCAUUUAUUUGGUGCCUUUCCAGUUUCUUGAUAUAGGCACCAAUUGCUUUAAACUUCCUCUUAACACAGAUUUUGCUGUAUCCCAUGAGUUUUUUUUAAAGAUUUAUUUAUUUACUUGAAAGGCAGUUACACAGAAAGAGAAGGAGAGGGAGAGAAAGAAAGAGAGAAAGAGAGUGAAGAGAGAGAGAUAGAGAGAGGUCUUCCAUCUGCUGAUUCACUCCCCAGAUGGCUGCAAUGGCCGGAGUUGCGCUGAUCCAAAGCCAGGAGCCAGGAGCUUCCUCCGGGUUUCCCAUGUGGACACAGGGCCCCAAGAACUUGGGCCAUCUUCCACUGCUUUCCCAGGCCAUAGCAGAGAGCUGGAUUGGAAGAGGAGCAGCCAGGACUUGAACCGGCACCCAUUUGGAAUGCCAGCACUGCAGGCAGUGGAUUUACCCACUAUGCCACAGAACUGGCCCCCAUAAGUUUUGAUAUGUUGUAAUGUCAUCUUCAUUUGUUUUGAGAAAUUUUUUGAUUUCUCUUUUGAUUUCUUCUAUGACCUGCUGUUCAUUCAGGAACAUGUUCUUCAUUCUCCAUGUGUUUGCAUAUGAUGUAGAGAUUUUUUAGUUGUUGAUUUCCAGCUUCAUUGCAUUGUGGUCUGAGAAUAUACAUGGUAUGCUUUCAAUUUGUUUGAAUUAGCUGAGACUUGCUUUAUGGCAUAGCAUUUGGUCAAUUCUAGGAAAGUUCCAUAUACCAGAGAGAAAAAUGUGUACUCUGUGGCUUUAGGGUGGAGCUUUCUGUAGAUAUCUGCUAGGUCUAUUUGAUCUAUGGUGUCAAUUAACUCUGUUGUUUGUUGAUUUUCUAUCUCGUUGAUCUGUCCGUUGCUGAAAGUGGAGUAUUGAAGUCCCCCAUUAUUAUUGUAUUUGAAUCUUUAUCUCCCUUUAAGCCCCUUACUGUUUCAUUUAAAUAGCAAGGUGCCCUGUAAUUAGGUAUAUAUACAUUUAUAAUAGUCACAUCUUCCUCUUGAAUUUUCCUUUAAUCAUUGUAGUGUCCUUCUUUGUGCAUUUUGAUAGUUUUUAUGUUAAAGUCUAUUUUGUAUGGUAUUAGGAGGGCCACACCAUCUCUUUUUUGGUUUAUGUUACCAUGGAUGAUCUUUUUCCAUCCUUUCACUUUCAGUCUCCAUGCAUCUUUGUUCGUAAAAUGUGUUUCUUACAGGCAGCAAAUAGAUAGGUUUUGUUUUUUAAUCCAUUCAGCCAGCCUGUGCUUCUGACUGGAGAAUUAAGACCAUUUACAUUCAGUGUAACUAUUGUUAAGUACCAACUUUGCCCUGCGAUGUUUCUGUAAAUAGUUCUGUUUUUGUAUUUUGGAUUUCAUUUGUACUGAUUUCAUUUGUACUUGCUGGGUCAUUUUCUGCAUUCAUAUACUUUUGUAGUGAUGUCCCUGUUUCUGCGUGUAGCACAUCUUUGAGCAUCUUUUGUAGGGAUGGGUGAGUAGUUACAAAUUCUUUCAAUUUCUGUUUGUUGUAGAAGAUCCUUAUUUUUUCUUCAUUCAUAAAUGAGAGUUUUGCAGGGUGCAGUAUUCUGGGUUGAAAGUUUUUUUCUGUUAGGACUUGGAGUAUGUCUCGCCAUUCUAUCCUUGCCUGCAGGGUUUGAGAUGAGAAGUCUGGAGUGAGUCUAAUUGGGUUUACUCUGAAUGUGAUUUGUCAUUUUUCUUGUGCACGUUUUAAGAUUUUUUAUUUAUGUCUUACUGAGGAGAGAUUGGCUGCAGUCUGUUGAGGUGAAGAUCUUUCCUGGUUGUGUCUAUUGGGAGUUAUGUGUUCUUCUCUUUCUUUCUCCAAAUUGGGGAAAUUCUCUGUUAUUUCAUUAAGAAGGCCUUCUAAUCCUUUCUCUCUUUCUAUGCCUUCUGGAAUUCCUAAGCUGUAUGUGUUGAGUUGUUUGAUAGAAUCUUGUAGAUCUCCAACUGUGUUUUUCAGUUUUCUAAUUUCUUCUUCUUGUGUUUGGUCUCACUAUAUUUCCAGAAAUUUGUUUUCUAGCUCUGAUAUUCUUUCUUCUGUCUCAUUUUUCUAUUAUUAAGGCAUAACACUGCAUUUUUUAUUUGAUCUAUUGAAUUAUUUAUUUCUAAUAUUUCAUUCUGACUUCUAUUUAACAUCUCAAUUUCUUGGGAACACUUUCGUUUAGAUCAUGAAUUUGUUUCUGAUUGCUUCAAAGUAAUCUGAUGAUUAAUUUUCUGAAUUCCCUUUCUGGCAUAGCCUCAAUCUAUUCUUCUUCAGCUUCUAUUAUUGAGUAAGAGUUGUAGUGUUCCAUUAAGGGGCUCAUAUUGUCUUCCUUAUUCUUAUUAAGUUUUUUUCCUUUUUUUUUGGCAUUUUAGUUGCUUUUCUCUUUAAUAUGUGUCUUGGUGCUUGCGGUGUGAUUUCCCUCUGCUGUGACAUGCUAUGUAUCUGUAUGUUGCAAGUGGAAGUACGCAGCCCCACCCCCAGGAGUCUUGCUCACUUUUGGAUCAUUAUGGGGCCAGGUAUGAGAGCUCUGAUGCACUAAGCCCCGCCUACUGGGGGGCCAGGCUCGCUUCUCACUGGUGCUUGAAACCAGCUUGAUAUUUCAAUAUUUAGGACUUCUUGUUAUACAGCUUGUGUGGUAGUGGUGGUGGUGGGGAAAUUAAUCUGAAAUGUGAUCCUUGUUCCCAGGUGGGGAGUGUUGUGAAGUGUACCCCGCAGUUGGUAGGCGUGCACACAGGUGGCAAAUGCAGUAGCCCCCUGCUUACAUUUGAAGAUGGAAACAAACAAUAUGGCUUCUCCCAGCCUGCUGCAGGUCUGGAUGGGGGAAGGAGGAGACAUAGAUGGACAGGGGUGUGCCCAACCUCUGCGUUUGUUCCCCUGUUCUUCCCAUUUGGAACUUCAAACACAGUUCGUCAGGCUCUGCUGCCUGCUGCUAUCUGCAACUCUGUGGACUCUAGACCUUGUUUCUCACCUUGUUUCUCACCCACCUGGGGUGGCUUCACAAGGCUGCCAUAGCCUUGGCAGCUCAGGAAAAGAGCCUCAGGUGAUCACUGAUGUCAUACGUAAGAAUGUCAAUUGUUAAAUCAGUAACAGGAGUCACUGUGCACUUGCUCACCAUGUAGGACCUCUGUCCUUAAUGAGUUGUACUAUGAGAAUUAACUGUAAAACUAGUCUUCAAACAGUACUUUAUACUUUGGUGUGUCUGUGUGGGUGCAAACUGUUGAAAUCUCUACUUAGUAUAGAGUUGAUCUUCUGUAUAUAAAGAUAAUUAAAGUGAACAUUUUUAAACUUUUAUUUAUUUAAUAACUAUAAAUUCCAAAGUACAGCUUUUGGAUUACAGUGGCUCCCCCCCAUAACUUCCUUCCCACCUGCAACCCUCCCAUCUCCCGCUCCCUCUCCCAUCCCAUUCACAUCAAGAUUCAUUUUUAAUUAUAUUUAUAUACAGAAGAUCAAUUUAGUAUAUAUUAAGUAAAGAUUUCAACAGUUUGCACCCACACAGAAACACAAAGUGUAAAGUACUGUUUGAGUACUAAUUAUAGCAUUAAUUCACAUUGUACAACACAUUAAGGACAGAGAUCCUACAUGGGGAGUAAGUGCACAGUGACUCUUGUUGUUGAUUUAACAAUUGACACUCUUGUUUAUGGCAUCAGUAAUCACCCUAGGCACUAGUCAUGAGUUGCCAAGGCUAUGGAAGCCUUUUGAGUUCUCCGACUCUUAUCUUGUUUAGACAAGGUCAUAGUCAAAGUGGAAGUUCUCUCCUCCCUUCAGAGAAAGGUACCUCCUUCUUUGAUGGCCUGUUCUUUCCACUGGGAUCUCACACACAGAGAUCUUUCAUUUAGGUCUUUUUUUUUUUUUGCCAGAGUGUCUUGGCUUUCCAUGCCUGAAAUACUCUCAUGGGCUUUUUAGCUGGAUCUGAAUGCCUUAUGGGCUGAUUCUGAGGCCAGAGUGCUGUUUAGGACAUCUGCCAUUCUAUGAGUCUGCUGUGUAUCCUGCUUCCCAUGUUGGAUCGUUCUCUCCUUUUUAAUUCUCUCAGUUAGUAUUAGCAGACACUAUUCUUGUUUAUGUGAUCCCUUUGGUUCUUAGUCCUAUCAUUAUGAUCAAAUGUGAACUGAAACUGAUCACUUUGACUAGUGAGAUGGCAUUGGUACAUGCCACCUUGAUGGGAGUGAAUUGGAAUCCCCUGGUAUGUUUCUAACUCUACUGUUUGGGGCAAGUCCGAUUGAGCAUGAAGAAUGGGAUGGGAGAGGGAGUAGGAGAUGGGAUGAUUUGGGUUGGGAGGGCAGGUAUGUAGAGAAGAACAACUAUAAUCCAAAAGUUGUGCUUAUGAAAUUUAUAUUUAUUAAAUAAAAGCCUUCUAUAAAAAAUAGUAGUGGGUGGGUAUGAGCUUCCUAUAGGUGGGGCUUGCCCUUAAACAUGAAUUUUUCCCCAAUAUUGUGUCUUGAUCUAAGGCCAAAAAAGCCAAGCAUUUAAGGUUCUCUCUCUCAGUUCUGAACCUCUUGUCACAUCUUCACUGGUAAUUUCUGGGAUGUGUGUCUACAAGGCUCACUUCUGUGUGGUACGUUUGAUUGUGAACCCUUAGAAAGAAGAAGCAACCUGGAGUGACAGAUGAGUGGAGAAGGGAGUUUUGUUUCCUUUGUGUUAGCAUUUCUGAAAUGCUGAGGCUAUUCAACCUGUAGCCCUGCUCAAUUUGGAUUGCAGUUUGUGGUUACUGUUAGAACCAUGCCUUUUCUUCCUGAGGGUACUGGUAGCAGUCAGUGACUGCGAUGCAGAUUGGAUUAGGUGUGUGUACUUCCUGUGAGUUCCAAGAACCAGUUCCAGCUGGUCACCAUGCCCUCCUCAGAUACCUCACCCUUUGUUUUCCAGGGACUUCCUGUAUUCACCUGCAUCAGACCCCAGUCCAUUUUCUGACCUGUACUCCAAGUCUGAUUACUAGGCUGUGCUGUUGGGAAUUCCUGUCACUUUUUUAGUGAAAAUUUGCAUCAGUCAGUCUCCUGGUAAUGCAGUCCUUACUUUGUUUUUGUUCUCUGUGGCUGAGGUGAGUGUAGGGCCUCUUUGUUGAGGUGCCUUGAUCAUCUAUGAAUUAAUCAUUUUAAAUUUAUUUAACUUUUUAGAUGUAGCCAAUUGGAUUUCUCUCUCCUCCUCUGGCAGGAAAUUGCUACUUUGCACUCAUUCCUGUCGUUUGCCCUCAGAUCUUCACUCUUUUUUGUGGUGCAUGAAAGUCACUUACGAGUGUUCCUUCAAAACUUUGAUUCCUUCUACUUACUUUUCCCCUUUAUGUCUUGUGGUUCACAGAAUUCUCAGAUGCUUUCCCUCGGGUCUCAUGCCCUGGGAACCUGUAUGUAACCCAUUCCCAUGGACCUGGGUGGGAUCCGUAUCUUGCAUCUUAUGGAUUAUAUGGCAAAUGUGAUGUGAUUUUGCAGGUAUAGUUAAGAUAUUACCUAGUUAACUCUAGUUAGUUAAAGAAAGAUCUGCCUAGGUAGGCCUGAGCUACCAGGUAAGUCCUUUUAAGAGGUGAGACUUGAAGCAAUGCCGUUUCAUUCUGUCUGGCUCUGCGGAAGUCAGCUGCUUCAAGUUCUACAGCUGCAAGGCAGUGUCGUCUGAGUAACCCAGGAAGCAAAUCUUCCUGCAAACGGCCUUUGAUGCCAGUGAAGCCCAGGUGACAUCUUGCUUGUUGCCAAGGGCCUAUUUCUGUAGGCCAUGCCCACACUCCUCUCCCAUGUGAGAUAAUAACUGUGUUGUUUUAAGCUGCUGAGUGUGGUAAUUUGUUAUAGGGCAUAGAAAGCAAAUCCACUUCAAAGAGCUGAUGCAUAUCCAUUUCUUAUGUUUAUUUCCCAGUGCCACAGCAUCCCAUGUAAUGACAACUGACAGUUUAAAAUUAAUUAUUUGAGCAUUAGGUGUGGAGAGUGGGGAAGGGAGAGGAAGAGCUCACAUGUGCUGCCUUAUUCCCCAAAUAGCUACAGUAGCUACUACUUGACUGAGCCAAAGCCAGGAGCAAGAAACUAAAUCCAGGUGUCCCGUGCAUGUGUCAGGAAAUGGGCUACUUGAGGUAUCACUGCUGCCUGAGAGGGUCUGCAGUAGCUGAGAACUGGAGUCAUGAACUGGAGCCUGCAAGUGAACCCAGGCACUCUGAUGCACCAUCUUAUGCAUUAGGUUAAACACUUGGCCUUUGUUAAGCCUUUAGUGAGCUAGAACACAGUGAAGCGAAAUAAUGGGCAGAUUGCCAUCUCCAGCGUCACACAUGCUUAACAGAAUGUCUUCCUCCCAAUGAGUAGUUUAACCUGUGCCAAACUGCUGGCCUUCAUGUGUCACAUUUGGUAUAAUUUAGUUCCAGAAGGGGGACAAUUGAUCAAGUGUUUUGGGUAAAAUCUUUUUUACUUCUUAGUCAUCAGUUCUUCAUGCCUUCAGUGGGCAUAAAGUAGUGUUAUGCUGCAUGAUCAUCUGUUUUAGCCUGAGGGUUCCUGAAAUCCUUCUACUAUGUCCUUGAGCCUUAGUGCCAUUCUGACUUUCAGCCUUUAUAAUAAUGAAUACCUCUUGCCCUCUGGUAUGGUUAAGCAUUGCCAUACUUUGUAUCAGAGAUGUAUUUUCACCAUUGCUAUCACUGAGCCAAACUCUGGUUCCAUUCUCCUCCUUUCAGCUGUGACCCACAUGGAGCUGACAUUGCACAGUUCAUGAAGCUGGUACUCUUCUCAUCAGAACACUACUUACGUCAUUGGGAAAUGUGUUCUCUGAAUAUACCUGCUCAAAUUGUCCUUUUAUCUGUAGACCCUUUUGGCCAUGUCUGAUCAAUCCAUGUCAUCUAGUUAGUUAAACUUUUGCAUGAAGCUCUCAUCCCUUCAGUAUCACAGUUCUGGACAUUUUAACUUCACUGUGUGAACAUGACUUGUUUCAUUUUUCUGAGUGUUUUCCAGGAGCAAAUUUGUAUUAUGUCCUGAGGACUUUACCCGUUGUAAAAUCUGGUCUCUUGGGAGAGGUAUUCCAAAUCAUUUCCAUCAUUUCUAGUUUUAUAUUUUGCUGGUUGAUCCAUCAUCUCCAGAAUUAAGUUUCUUUUUACAUAAAUCUUGAUCAGUUUUUUCCAUUGGAUUAUGCUGUUACUCAACUCUAGUUUUAUACUUAUGGGUCAGGAUAGGAGAUGAAGAAGAUCUGAAAAAACAUCUGUUGUCCUGAGUAGUGUGUUCUCUGCAUUUUCUCCCAGUAAUCAUGGUGUGUCACUUAAGUAGUGGAGUAUAUGGUGUGGAACUAUUCAAAUCACAUGCUUCUAGCCUGUUUAUCCAGAUUUCAGGUUUACUGUAACAUAGCCCUGAGUACAACCCUGCCUUGGGUAGACAUUGAAUGAAAAUUUUUUUAUUAACCAUAAUUAUACAUAUUUAAGGGCUACAUUUUGAUACAUCAAUGCUAGUAUAUAGUGUGUACUGAUAAGAUCAGUGUAAUCAACAUUUCUUCUUUUUACAUUAUUUUUUGUAAUUAGAGACUUCGACCUCUGUUCUUAUAUUUGUUUUUUAAAAAAUAUACUAGAGCCGGCACCGCGGCUCACUAGGCUAUUCCUCCGCCUUGUGGCGCCGGCACACCGGGUUCCAGUCCUGGUCGGGGGGCCGGAUUCUGUCCCGGUUGCCCCUCUUCCAUGCCAGCUCUCCGCUGUGACCAGGGAGUGCAGUGGAGGAUAGCCCAAGUCCUUGGGCCCUGCACCCCAUGGGAGACCAGGAGAAGCACCUGGCUCCUGCCUUCGGAUCAGCGCGGUGCGCCGGCCGCAGUGUGCCGGCCACGGCGGCCAUUGGAGGGUGAACCAACGGCAAAAAAAAAAAAAAAAAAAAAAAAGUAAAAAAUAUACUAGGUUAUUCUGAACUGUACUCAGAAUAUUUUGCUGUGUAACACUAGGACUUCUUACUUUGAUUUAAAUCUGAUUAGAUAUCCAUCAUCCGACUUCAUUCCUCCCCCACUCACCCCACUCAGGUUCUACUGUAUAUUGUUAUGUGUUCACUUUGAGUUUUUGUUUUGAGCUACAUUUAAGUUAAACAUGCAAUGUUUAUCUUUCUUUCUGGUUUAUUUUAGUUAGCCUAAUGUUAUCUGGAUCUAUCUAUUUUGUUGCAAAUGACAAGUUUUUAAUCUGUUUUCCUGCCUAAUAACAUUCCAUUUGAGUGUGUGUUCAUUUGUGUGUGUGUGUGUGUGUGUGUUUAUUAAUUUGUCUUUAUCAGUUAAUCUGUUUAAGGACACUUUAGUUGAUUUCACUUCCUAGAUAUUGUGAAAAAAUGCUGCAAUAAAGAUGGUGGAGCUGAUGUUUCUUUUUUUAAAAAAAACUAAUCUAUUUAUUUGAAAGGUAGAGUUAUAGAGAGGAAGAAGCACAGGCUGGGGGGUUGGAGGGGGUCUUCCAUCAACUGGUUCACUCCCCAGAUGGCUCUAAUGGCUAGAGCUGGGCUUAUCCAAAGCCAGGAGCCUGGAGCUUCUUCCAAGUCUCCUAUGUAGGUGUAGGCACCCAAGAGUGUGGGGCGUAUUCCUCUGCUUUCCCAGGCCAUAGCUCUUAGCUACAUCAGAAGUGGAGCAGCUGGGACUGGAACCUGUUCCAACAUGAGAUGCCAGCACUGCCACUGUUGCUUUACUUGGUAUGCCAAAGCCCUGGCACCUGAUGUUUCUCAUAUACAAUGAUUUCAUGUCUUCUGAACAUAUUUCCCAGUACUGGAAUUGCUAGACCAGAUGGAAGUUUUAUUUCUACUUUUAAAUGAAUCUCUAUACCUUUUCCAUAGUGGCUGUACUAAUUUACAUUCCUAUCAACAGAAUAUAUUAUAUGAUCUCAUGUUCUUUUUUAAAUUUUAUUUUAGUUAUGCAAAUUUCGUGUAUUUCAUAUAUACAGAUUUAGAAACAUAGUAAUUUCACCUAGUACCCUCCCUCCCACUCAUAUUCCAACCCAUCUUCGUCCUCUGUCUCCCAUUCCCACUCUUAAUUUUUACAAAGAUCUAGUUUCAGUUUACUUAAUGAUCAUAUAAUUAAGCGUACACUAAGUAAAAGAGUUCAACAAAUACUAUGAAGAAAAGAAAUACUGCUUCUUAACAGAAGACACAAGGGUUAUAAACAAUCAUUGAAUAUCAAAAGGUCCAUUUUGGCUGGUGCCGUGGCUCAAUAGGCUAAUCCUCUGCCUGUGGUGCUGGUACCCCAGGUUCUAGUCCCAGUCGGGGCGCCAGAUUCUGUCCCAGUUGCUCCUCUUCCAGGCCAGCUCUCUGCUGUGGCCCAGGAGUGCAGUGGAGGAUGGCCCAAGUGCUUGGGUCCUGCAGGAGAAGCACCUGGCUCCUGGCUUCAGAUCAGCACGGUGUGCCAGCCGCAGCGGCCAUUGGGGAGUGAACCAAGGCAAAAGGAAGACCUUUCUCUCUGUCUCUCUCUCACCAUCCACUCUGCCUGUCAAAAAAAGGGUCCAUUUCACUCCUAAAUAUUGAAUUUUAGGUACUCUAUUAAUUAGAACAGAGGCAGGAGAAAAUAUGGUAUUUGUCUUUUUGGGACUGACUUAGUUCACUAAGUAUCAUGGUUUCCAGUUGUAACCAUUUUGUUGCAAAUGACAGGAUUUUAUAUUUUUUCUACAGGUGAGUAGUACUCCAUAUUGUAUGUAUACUGUAAUAAUUUCUUUAGUCAACAUUUGAUGGAUAUCUGGAUUGAUUCCCUAUCUUAACUAUUAUGAAUUGUGCUAAAAUGAACACAGGAGUAUAGAUCAUUCUUUUACACACUGCUUUCAUUUCUUUUAGGAAAAUUCUUUGCUGUGAGAUGGCUGAGCAUUUUGAUAGCUCUAUAUGCAGAUUUCUGAGAUAUCUCCAUAGUGUUUUCCACAGUAGCUACACCAGGUCACAUUCCCACCAACAGUGGAUUAGGGUACCUUUUCCCCACAUCCUUGCCAGCAUUUGCUGUUUAUUGAUAUCUGUAUGUGGACCAUUCUAACUGGACUGAGGUGAAUCCUCUUUGUAGUUUCAAUUUGUAUUUUCUUGAUGGUUAGUGAUCCUGAGCAUUUUUCAUGUGUCUAUUGGCCAUUUGAAUUUCUUUUCUUGAAAAAAUGUCUGUUCAAGUCCUUUGCCUAUUUCUUAACUGGAUUGUUUAUUUUGUUGUUGUUGACUUUCUUGAGCUCUUUAUGGAUUCUGGAUGUUAAGUCUUCACCAGUUGCAUAGUUUGCAAAUAUUUUCUCUUGUUCUGUUGGUUGCCUCUUCACUUUUCUGAAUGUUUCUAGUGCCCAGGCACUGGUCUCAUUUGAGGAGAGGAAGUGAUCUGAGCCAUUCCAACAGAACAGAACAAACCUCACCUCUGGUUAAAAAAGGGGGGGGGGAUUUAUCAUGCCCAACCUGGGUAUCACCUUGGACACUCCCUUCACCCAGAGCACUGAACAGAGCUCCCUGUUCACACCCACCACAUGCCUCUAGGUAUUUGCUGAAAAAGUGGAAACUCCACUAAUCAACAGAGGAAUAGUUCAAAGAUGAAAACCUUCACAGAGAGAAAAGAAAGAAACCAAUAAGUAUCUCCUCAAAUGCUGAAUAAUAAAUGCAGCAAUUCAAGAAACAAGAAUAAGGAAGACAUAAUCAAAUGUGUACCAAUUUAAUUGAAAAUAGAUCUUAGCAAAAAAUAACAGUGGAAAUAAGAGAGGGAGGAGGAAGUUGGGUGGGAAUGUGAGUGGAAGAGCUGACACAGUGGAAAGAAUCACUAUGUUCCUGAAGUUGUAAUUAUGAACUAUAUGAAGUUUAUAACUGUUUAGCUGUAUAGUUCUGAAUCAAAAAAAAUAACAAGAAAAAUAUCAGGUAUUGUGAUGCCUACAGGUUUGUUUUUGCUGUAUAAAGUUGCUUUAGCUAUUUGGGGUCUCUUGUAUUUACAUAUGAAUUUUUUUUCAGGCAGAGUAGACAGUGAGAGAGAGACAGAGAGAAAGGUCUUCCUUUGCUGUUGGUUCACCCUCCAAUGGCUGCCGCGGCCAGCACGCUGAGGCCGGCGCACCGCGCUGAUCCAAAGGCAGGAGCCAUGGGGUGCAGGGCCCAAGGACCUGGGCCAUUCUCCACUGCACUCCCGGGCCAAAGCAGAGAGCUGGCCUGGAAGAGGGGCAACCGGGACAGAAUCCGGCACCCCGACCAGGACUAGAACCUGGUGUGCCGGCACCACUAGGGGGAGGAUUAGCCUAUUGAGCCGCGGCGCUGGCCUACAUAUGAAUUUUAGCAUCAUAUUUUCUAGAUUUGAGAAGAAUGUCCUUUUUAUUUUGAUUGGGAUCACAUUGAAUCUGUACAUGGCUUUUGGUAGUAUGGACAUUUUGAUGGUGUUGAUUCUUCCAAUCCACGAACAUGGAUGAUUUUUCCAUUUAUAAAGUCUUAUUUCACUCAGCAUAAUGUUUUCCAAAUUCCUAACAGGGAUCACUUUUCAGUUAAAAUUUAAACACCUAAGAAUAAUUGUGUGUUAAUUACAGAGUUCAACCAAUGGUACUAGAACAAAAAAAAUACUAAAAUGCAUAAAGUAUUACAUUGUACAUCAACCGUCAGGACAAGAGCUGAUCAAUCCCAAAGGGACAAAUACCACUUGUUUGUUCUCCCUGAUAGGUGACAACUAACUGAGCACCAAAAAGGAAACCUGUUAAAGUGAAAUGAACUCUAUGAGAAACGGUGACUUGAUCAGCACUCACCCUGACUGUUGAUGAGCAACUUAAUAUGUUAUCCCUCUUAGUAUUUUUUUGUUUGUUCUACUUAAUACUUUUGGUUGAAUACUGUAAUCAAUACACAAUUCUUCUUAAGUGCUGAAACUUAACUGAAAAGUGAUAGCUGUUAAAUAUAAGAGUGGGAGUAAGAGAGGGAAGAGAUGUGCAAUUCGGGACAUGCUCAAGCUGACUUACCUCAAACGGUAGAGUUAGAAACAUACCAGGGGAUUCCAAUUCAAUCCCAUCAUGGUGGCAUGUACCAAUGCCAUCUCACUAGUCCCAGUGAUCAAUUUCUGUUCACAAUUGAUCAUAAUGAUAGGACUAAGAACCAAAGGGAUCACAUAAACAAGAAUAGUGUCUGCAAAUACUAGCUGAUAGAAUCAAAAAGGGAGAGAACGAUCCAACAUGGGAAGUGAGAUACACAGCAGACCCAUAGAAUAGCAGAUGUCCUAAACAGCACUCUGGCCUCAGAAUCAGCCCUUAAGGCAUGCGGAUCCAGCUGAAAAGCCCAUGAGAGUAUUUCAGGCAUGGAAAGCCAAGACACUCUGGGGGAAAAAAAAACCUAAAUGAAAGAUCUCUGUGUGUGAGAUCCCAGUGGAAAGAACAGGCCAUCAAAGAAGGAGGUUCUUUCUCUGAAUGGAGGAGAGAACUUCCACUUUGACAAUGGCCUUGUCUAAAUAUGAUCAGAGUCGGUGAACUCAGGGGGCUUCCAUAGCCUUGGCAGCUCAUGACAAGAGCCUAGGGUGAUUACUGAUGCCAUAAACAAGAGUGUCAAUUGUUAAGUCAACAACAGGAGUCAUUGUGCACUUACUCCCCAUGUAGGAUCUCUGUCCUUAGUGUGCUGUAAAUUGUGAUUUAAUGCUAUAACUAGUACUCAAACAGUAUUUUUCACUUUA
This is a messenger RNA of Oryctolagus cuniculus (rabbit), 22123 nucleotides long. Lineage: Eukaryota; Metazoa; Chordata; Mammalia; Lagomorpha; Leporidae. The record is from RefSeq and is a predicted model, not a curated record.